Molecule: messenger RNA, 2994 nt
Organism: Sphaeramia orbicularis (orbiculate cardinalfish)
Lineage: Eukaryota; Metazoa; Chordata; Actinopteri; Kurtiformes; Apogonidae
Product: adhesion G protein-coupled receptor E2-like
Exons: 22
Biological process (GO): adenylate cyclase-activating G protein-coupled receptor signaling pathway; cell surface receptor signaling pathway
Cellular component (GO): plasma membrane
Molecular function (GO): calcium ion binding; G protein-coupled receptor activity
Source: RefSeq, a predicted model, not a curated record
UUUCUGCUUGUUUUAGGUUCUCUUUUCACUCUCAGUUAUUGUGUUUUUCCAGCCGGUUCUUGUGAUGGAUAUACAAACUUGACAAAUCCAUGGCGCAACCGAGGUUUUACAUCGACAAGUUUUUCUGGCUUUCCCAAAGAUGAUGGAAAUCUUGUAAACCAGUGGUGGCGCUUCACAGGAAUUGGUGGAGAUAGAAUUGUUACAUCGUGUUUUGGACAGAAUUAUGGUGGUACCAAUUAUCCAAUAUCUGUACCAUUUUCAUAUCCAACAACCGAGUCUGAAACUGCAACUUCAGGGCAGGCACACUGUUAUGUUAGUAGUUGUGGUCAAUACACUAUUACAAUGUACGUGGUUCUGUGUCCUGGAGGAUUUUACAUCUACAAACCAACAAGUCAUCCACAUGGUAAUAUGGGUUACGUGACAUAUCACAGUCAGUGUGAGCCGAACUCAUGUGGACCACUUGCUGAGUGCGACAGUGAGGGAGUGUGCACUUGUGUUACUGGAUAUGAAAUCCCCUCAGGAUAUCUCCCCGUAUUAGAUUCAUUUGGCUGUGUUGACAUAGAUGAGUGUCAGAGGGAUGGAGCGCUUUGUGGAUCUAACUCUAAUUGUACCAAUACUCCUGGAUCACACAUCUGUACUUGUCUGAUGGGAUUCAAUGCAACAAAUCCAUCUUUACCACCUGGAAGCUCCAACGAAUGCACAGAUAUCGAUGAGUGUGUUGACAAUGUCUGUGGUGAUGAUGGGAAAUGUAUCAACACACCUGGAAGUUUUGACUGUGAAUGCAACCCAGGCUAUCAACUCAUACCUGAUGGAACCCCUCCCUGCCAAGAUAUCGAUGAGUGUUUCAACUCCACCGUAUGUGGUCCUGAUUCAAUUUGCACCAACAAACCUGGAGAGUAUACGUGUGAAUGUGAGGUGGGGUACAAAGCAACUGAUCCAGCUAAAGAUCCCAGUGAAAGCAACAUCUGUAUUGAUAUUGAUGAAUGUGUUGAAGAUGCUACCAUCUGUGGACCUCUCUCUAACUGCACAAAUUCCAUUGGGUCUCACAUCUGUGCCUGUUUCCUUGGUUAUCGAGAGAACAACCCAGAAAUGAUAGCCAGCUCUGUGAAUCCAUGCACAGAUAUAGAUGAGUGCAGUGAAACUCCAGGUAUAUGUGGUUUUCAAACUGUGUGUACAAAUGUACCAGCAACCUUUUAUUGUUCUUGUCCGGAUGGUUUUUAUCCUUCAACCGGGAUCUUGUGGACUGUAGGAGUCUCAUUUUGUAAAAGUCUUCAGGAUAUUCUGGAUGAGAUAAAACCACCUGAGGGACAGACAAAAGAGAGGGCCUUUCUUGGUAACAUGGACCAACAACUGUUAGACAAUGAGGGAAUCGUCCUACCAGAACCGACUGUUGCAAACAGCUUCUCAGCAUCUAUGGAAGUGUCAGGUGUUGGUCCUCGUGCCAGGUCAAGAAAGGUGGGUAGUGAAGGAGAUGGGGAGACUGGCAGUGUGAUCCUGGGCAUCUCAGACCGUUUAGUUUCUGCGAUGGUGGAGCCAGGUCAGAACCAAACAAGAACAAGUGUAAGGAGUUCAACAGUAGACUUAAGUCUAGAAACCUUUGGACCUGGAGGCAAAGCAAAGAGCUCUUCUCUCACAGCCAAUGGAAACACCAUGGAAAUCAACAUGGGAAGUUUGGCCGAAAACAACAAUGGUUCUGCAGCAGCUGCCUUUCUGACACUUAAUGGGAUGGAGAGUCUUCUUAGUCAUCAAUACUUUAAAACAGAAAACAGGACAGAGAUGUACUCUGAUGUGAUUACUGCAGUCCUCCCCUCAGUGAACAACACCAACCUCACAGAGCCUGUCAACUUCACCGUUCAACACAAGAAGGUGUCAAUGAAUCAGACAAAAUUACCUGGAGAUGGUAUGGUGACAUGUGUGUACUGGGAGGGCAAACCAGAGGAAGCACAAGGUGGUAAAAAAACAGGAGGAAAGACCAGUACCAUGCGUUGGUCAGUGGAUGGCUGCUGGGUUGCAUACACUACUGAUAACUACACAGUGUGCAGCUGCUCUCAUCUCUCCACAUUUGCCCUCAUCAUGCAGAUCGGGGAGCCUCCACCAGAAGAUGAUUUCUUAGAGUGGCUGAACCGAAUGUGUGUGAUUGUUGGACUCUUCUUCUUUGCUUUGGCCAUUCUCACCUUCCUCCUGUGCAGCUGGAACCCCAAAAUCAACAACACAGCCCGUCUUCACCUCUGCCUCAGCCUCUCAUUAUCACACCUACUGCUGCUGUGGAAUGAAAAAUAUGCUGAACGAGAGCUGGCCUGCACCGUCAUGGCAGGGAUUCUCCACUUCUUAGUUGUUGCCAGUUUCGUGUGGAUGCAGCUGGAAGCAAUGCAGCUGUACCUGCUGGUCCGCAGACUCACUAAGGUGCAGGUCAUCCAGAGAGAUGGCCUCCCCAGGCCACUUCUGUAUGUGAUUGGCUACGGUGUUCCUUUUGUGAUUGUAGGCGUCUCUGCAUUGGUGUAUUCUGAUGGAUAUGGUGCCACUGAGGCAGGCGCGUGCUGGUUAUCACAAAGACGCAACUUCAAUUGGGCUUUAACUGGACCAGUAAUUACUAUCCUUGCACUCAACUGCAUGGUAUUCUGUGCUACUCUGUGGAGUCUGAGACCCACCUUGGCCAACAUGAAGAGUGAUGUCUCUCAGUCCAAAGAUACCAGGUUGAUAGUGUUUAAGAUCGUGGCCCAGUUUGUUAUACUGGGCUGUACCUGGAUUCUUGGCCUGUACCAGACCAAUCUUUUCUUCCAGGUUCUCUUCAUAAUCCUCAACUCACAACAGGGAACCUUCCUGUUUAUCGUCCACUGUUUACUCAACAAAGAGGUCAGAGAGGAGUAUAUGAAAUGGCUGAACUCUUGCUGGAAACACAGAGAAGAUGGAUCUGUGAAGGAUGUGGUAUCAGUUUCAGAGGAUCUGGACAAAACUGAAGAACAGACACAUGGUGGAAAAAACAAGGAUGGCUAA